This is a messenger RNA of Arabidopsis thaliana (thale cress), 1495 nucleotides long. Its product is annotated as DUF241 domain protein, putative (DUF241). Gene Ontology annotation, biological process: root development; shoot system development. The transcript has a single exon. Bases 243 to 1220 code for a protein of 325 amino acids. Lineage: Eukaryota; Viridiplantae; Streptophyta; Magnoliopsida; Brassicales; Brassicaceae. The record is from RefSeq and is marked reviewed.
CGAACUUCGACAACGAUUUUAACUCAAUAAUCAAUCGACAUAGCAUUUAUUGAGCCUUACGUGUUCUGUUUUCUUCCUUAGUGAAGUACCCACACUCACUUCACAUGGUCUUCACGUCUUAGCUAAGCUAGGCCCUACUCAUUGACAUUUAUGUCAUUUCUUGUGUAUUUAUAUAAACCCUAGAGUUAAAGGACAGAACAAAGCAUAACUCGAAUAGCUAAUUUUCGUCAUCAUUUCUUGAGAUGUAUAUGGCCUCACUGUCUCCGAGACUCCACAAAGCGUACAAAGCUAGAUGUGUUAGCUUACCGGUUCGGUCUCAUCCGAGUGUUAGGAGGAUUCAAGAAGUGGUCUCCAAGGUUAGAGCUUUGGGGUCUUCUUCGUUAGACUCGAGGACAAUAGUCCGUGACAGUCUCUCUGGUCUCACCGAGCUUUACAGAUGUUUAAGUGAAGAUCUCUUCAAGUCUUCUUCUGAAACUCAACAAGCCCUUCUUAAUGGUGAUGGUUUGAUGGAAGAGCUUCUUGAAGUAUCACUGAAAUACUUAGAGGUUUGUGGAGGAGCUAAGGACGCAGCUUCGAGGAUCAAGAAGAUUGUUGUCGAGCUUCAGUCUGCUUUGAGAAGGAGCAAGAAAGGAGGUGAGUUUAGCCUCGAGAGUGACGUGGAUGCUUAUGUGGCGUCUAGGAAAGAGAUCAAGCAGGAGAUCAAGAAGUAUAUGGUAAUGUCGAAAGAGACAGAUGCGUCUUUGGAGAGUGUUUGGUGUGAUGGCGAUGAUCAAGAGAUGAGUGCUUUAGUUAGAGUGAUGCAAGAGACGAGUGUAAUGACUUGUUUCGUCUUACGCUCGGUCUUCUCGUUCUUGUCGUCGCCUAAAGGGUUAAAGACUAAGAAUCAUCAUCACCACAAAGGUUGGGGGAUUGUUAUGAAGCUUGUGAAGAAAGGAAUAGAACAUCAUCACCAGGAGAAAAGAGAUUACGAGACGGGAUUUUCUUGUCUCGUGCUUGAAGCUAUGGAAUCUGAGCUUGGGAAGCUCGUUGUGAUGAUGACAAGGGAAGAUCAAGAAGAAGAGAAAAAGAUUAGUGAAGAAGUAUCUGAGAGGGUUCAAUGUGCAUUGGUUAGAUCCGAAGGUGUAGAGGCAGCCAUGGAAGAGCUUGAAGAGGGACUUGAAGGAUUGUUCAAGGUAAUGAUACAAGCUAGAGUCUCUCUUCUUAACAUCCUCUCCACUUAAAAUGGAUCAGAUUCGAAUUUCUUGGUCUGGAUUGGAAAUAAGUUAGUUGCUACUUGACCAGUCGAUUGGUUUUAAAAUCUUGGUUUGGUUUUUGUUUGUUUGUUCUUGUAUGUUGUGAGAGAGAGUUUAAACAUGCGUCCAUGUUUUAGAGGAUGUGUGUUUGUUGUAAGUGUGUAACCCGUUCAGGUGUGAAAAACUCUUGUAAAGUUUUAUGUACGUAAGCAUCUUUAUUGCACAAAUAAAAGAGGUGUCUUUUAACAAUAUUUUAAAAAAUU